Messenger RNA from Triticum aestivum (bread wheat), 1842 nucleotides. Its product is annotated as serine/threonine-protein kinase WAG1. The record is from RefSeq and is a predicted model, not a curated record. The transcript has a single exon. Gene Ontology annotation, molecular function: protein kinase activity; ATP binding. Lineage: Eukaryota; Viridiplantae; Streptophyta; Magnoliopsida; Poales; Poaceae. Gene Ontology annotation, biological process: protein phosphorylation. The coding region runs from base 63 to 1619 and encodes 518 amino acids.
GUCAUCACACACAGACUCCAAACAAUCCCUCCCUUCCUUUGCCCCCUCUCACUCUCGCCGCCAUGGAAGCACCGCACCCUCAUCCGCCAAUGGACGUCCAUGAGCCUGCCCCGCCGUCCCCGCUCUUCUCUGACAUUUCCCCACACUUCCCACUGUCCAUUGCGGACGCCGGCGCCGGCGCGCUGGACCUCUCCUUCACCUCCACCGCCUCCGCAUCCACCUCCUCCUUCACCACCGCCACCACCUUCAGCGCGCGGAGCUCGCUCUCUCUGCCGUCCUUCUCCUCCUCCACCUCGCUCUCGCCGCGGCCGCACUCGUCGUCCACCUCCCCGCACUGGACGCACCUCGCCGCCGCCCGUGCCGCCACCCCGGACGGCGUCCUCCGCCUCGCCCACCUCCACCUCGUCCGCGAGCUCGGCCACGGACACCUCGCGCGGGUCUUCCUCUGCCGCCUCAAGUCCUCGCCGCCGGCCUCACCGCUCUUCGCGCUCAAGGUCGUCGACCUCCGCGACGACGAUCCCUCCCGUGUCUGCCACGUCCUCGCCGAGUCUCGCGUCCUCUCCUCGCUCGACCACCCAUUCGUGCCCACCCUGUACGCGCGCCUCGACGCCGGACGCUACGCGUGCUUCCUCAUGGACUACUGCUCCGGGGGCGACCUGCACUCGGUGCUCCGCCGCCGCCCCGGAGGCCGCCUGCCCGUCGCAGCGGCCAGGUUCUACGCCGCCGAGGUGCUGCUCGCUCUGGAGUACCUGCACGUGCUCGGCUUCGUGUACCGCGACCUCAAGCCGGAGAACGUGUUGCUCCGAGGAGACGGUCACGUCGUGCUCUCAGACUUCGACCUCGCGUUCCCGGCGUCCGUGGAGCCCGCCGUCCGCCGCCGGCAGGUGCGGCAGCAGAGCCGCCGCCGCAAGAGGAGCCUCCUACCGUCGUGCUUCUCUUCCAACCGCGGCAGCGACGAGGACGACGGUGACGCGAAGGAGCGGUUCGAGUUCGUGGCCGAGCCGACGACCGCCAACUCCAAGGACUGCGUGGGCACGCACGAGUACCUCGCGCCGGAGCUGGUGAGCGGGAACGGGCACGGCAACGGCGUGGACUGGUGGGCCUUCGGGGUGUUCCUGUACGAGCUGGUGUACGGGCGCACGCCGUUCAAGGGCCCCGCCAAGGACGUGACGCUCAAGAACAUCCUGUCGAAGCAGGUCACGUACCCGAAGCUGGACGGCGAGGCCGAGGCGGCCGCGCAGCUCAAGGACCUCGUCGGCAGGCUGCUCGAGAGGGACCCGCGGCGGCGCAUGGGGUCCGCGCGCGGGGCGGCCGAGAUCAAGCGGCACCCGUUCUUCGCGGGCGUGGACUGGGCGCUCAUACGGUGCGUGACGCCGCCGGUGGUGCCGGAGGCCGACGCCACCGCCGCGUCCCCCGCCUCCGCCGCCAGGCAGGCGAAGCUCGGGAGCUGGAACAGCCUGGGCGGCAGCAGCUUCAAGAAGAGCAGUAGCUUCAAGAAGAGCAGCAGCUUCGGGAGGAGGUCGAGCUACGAGGAGCGGCAGGGUGUAUUCCGCAAGCUGAUGAGUUGGAACCAUGAGAGCCGAUCCAAGAAGACCAAGACGAGCAGAAUGAAGCCAUGAAUCUGUUCCUGUGUUUUUUGCUGCGUGUGUUCGUUUUAAUCUGGUUAGGGUUCGUGGCGUGUAUAGAUCACUAUAGAGUGGAAGGGGUCGCGAUCGACCGGCGAGGCUGUGAGGUGGAGGAGGAGGAGCUUUGUAGUUUGUACAAAGAUCGAGGCGAUGUGUGUCACUGCGUUGACAUGGUUUGAUCCGUGCUCGUAUAUGGAGAAACUUCAUCCCUUGUUCA